Molecule: messenger RNA, 630 nt
Organism: Metschnikowia bicuspidata var. bicuspidata NRRL YB-4993
Lineage: Eukaryota; Fungi; Ascomycota; Pichiomycetes; Serinales; Metschnikowiaceae
Gene: TSR2
Product: Tsr2p
Exons: 1
Coding region: 1-630 (209 amino acids)
Biological process (GO): maturation of SSU-rRNA from tricistronic rRNA transcript (SSU-rRNA, 5.8S rRNA, LSU-rRNA)
Cellular component (GO): nucleus
Source: RefSeq, a predicted model, not a curated record
AUGUCUGCCAUAGACCCCACCGACUUCGUGCAAGUCGAAGGCGACCACGCGUCGCUCAAAUUCGGCGACCCAAGACAGCAGGCCAAGUUCGAGCUCGGCGUGUGCAUGGCCAUCUACCGCUGGGAAGAGUUGGCCACGGCCGUGGAAAACUCGUGGGGAGGCCCCAACUCCGCCGACAAGCGAGACUGGGUGUCCGGCGUGGUCAUCGACUUGUUCAACGAGAGAGCCGUGGACUUGGUCUUGAUCGAGGAGACGCUCUUGUACGCCAUGGUGGACGAGUUUGACACCGAGGUGGACAACGACUCGGCGCUCAUCAUCAGCGACCUCGUGCUCAAGAUCUACAGAGAAUGCGCCAUGCAGAACUACGCCCGCGUCGACGACUUGUAUGCGAGGUUCCAGCUCAAACAGCAGUCCGGCGCCCACACCAACAGCGUGGUUGUUGCCGAGGACCCCAACAACCCCGACGGCUCGAGCGAUGACGACGACGACAACAUCAAUGAGGACGACGGGCCGCGCGCCGCACCGGUGCCCGUAGAAGACGAUGGCAUGGACAUAGACCACGGCCCAAGACAGCCCAUUAUCGACGACGAUGGGUUUGAGCUCGUGCAGAGAAGAGGCCGCAGACGGUAG